Molecule: messenger RNA, 1195 nt
Organism: Nicotiana attenuata
Lineage: Eukaryota; Viridiplantae; Streptophyta; Magnoliopsida; Solanales; Solanaceae
Product: outer envelope protein 61-like
Exons: 7
Coding region: 710-988 (92 amino acids)
Molecular function (GO): protein binding
Source: RefSeq, a predicted model, not a curated record
GCAAAAACCCCUCCGCCCAUCGAUACACCCAGAACUACUCCCCUCGUCGAUACCAAACUCCCAUCGUCAAACACCCAAAAAUCCCCUCUCUGAUCUCUUUUAUUUUUGCAUCUUUGCCGAGUUUAAGAUUAAUGGCUGAGUUUCAUCAAAUACCUCUUCAUUAGACCUCCAUAAUCAUCAAACCCUAGAUUUCCCAAAGCCCAAAACCGUGAGGACAGUCGGGGACUUCUCCGGCACUUCUUCAGGGACUUCCGUCGAUUUUUCGGCACUUCUUCAGGGACAGUUUCUUCGCAGGCACUCCUUCCCCAGAUCCCCAAAUUCUAAAAUCAGAUUUGUGCUCGAAUCAGAGAAGCCCAAAAUCACCAUAGCCUGUGACUACUAAACCAGCACCUUUUGAAAGCUAUAGCUCCUGAUUAUAAGUGCAUUUUCUCAGUCAGCUGUGAAAGACUAUUUCUCUUUGUAUGUAGCCACUCUUUCAAUUUCUUUUUCACAAGGUAUAUAUAUGUAUACACAGAAUAUAUAUACAUAGAGAAGUAGAAGAAAGAGGGAGAAAUGGGUUGGUUUCCAUGUUCUGGAUCAUCAAAGCAGACCUCAAAGAAGAGGAAAAAAGAAGAAACACUCGACCAAUUCGGUCCAACUUGAUUCUGAGUGAUCAAACAAAUCAUUUGAAGGGAUAUCAUGUUGGGAUGUAUUCGAACCAACCCUUGCCAUGCCAUUAUUUCCUUCAUUCUCCAAUUUAUUCAAGAAAAUGUCCAAAACCAAUACAGAGACCACAGAUGCUGAUGAGAGGAUGCAGCAGAAAAUAGCGGAAAUGGAAGUAACAGUCAAGGUUCUGGCAUAUGACGACAAGAAUAUCAAAGCCCUUUAUCGUAGGGGUCAAGCUUAUAAAGAGCUGGGACAGUUAGAAGAUGCAGUGUCUGACUUGAGUAAAGCACACGAAGUCUCACCUGAUGAUGAAACUAUUUCUGAUGUCUUAAGGUAUUCUUAACAUCGGGGCUGCUGUCCAAUGGUUGACUCGUUUAUUUGCAGAAAAUGUCCAAAACCAAUACAGAGAAUCGAAAUAGGUUGAAGUAUCCGCACAGAUGCUGAUGAGAGGAUGCAGCAGAAAAUAGCGGAAAUGGAAGUAACAAUCAAGGUGGAGUAGAUCAAGAAAUGGAUGAUGAAGACGAUGAAGAACUAGAUCUUACUUGAAAUG